This is a messenger RNA of Erigeron canadensis, 1465 nucleotides long. RefSeq names its product GTPase ERA-like, chloroplastic. Gene Ontology annotation, biological process: ribosomal small subunit assembly. NCBI's taxonomy places the organism in Eukaryota, Viridiplantae, Streptophyta, Magnoliopsida, Asterales, Asteraceae. Gene Ontology annotation, molecular function: rRNA binding; GTP binding; ribosomal small subunit binding. Bases 59 to 1291 code for a protein of 410 amino acids. The record is from RefSeq and is a predicted model, not a curated record. The transcript is spliced from 9 exons.
AGGAGUAAAAACACACAUAUACAUACACCUCACCUGUAAGUAAGUAAAGUAAAAAGUAAUGGAGUUUGGCCUUCAAACAAUAUCUCCCAACAACACUCUCUUUCUCUUAUCUCACCACCACCGUACUUCUUCUUUCCCACCUCCCACCAAUCUCCGCCGUCAAUUCCAUUUCCACGCCGUCCCUGUCACUUCAAACCCAUUUCCGUCUUCUAACAGCAGAACCCAAUUCAAACAACAACAACAAGUUGAAGAAGAAGAAGAAGAGGAAGAUGAAGAAGAGUAUGGAACGUCGUCGUAUUUGUCUUUGAGCUCAAAACCAGAUAGAAGCAUGGCGUUGUUAGAUGAUUAUGAAUUAGAAGAACUUGGUUAUGUUCAUGACCCUAAUCACCGCAGUGGAUAUGUAGCUGUUGUUGGAAAACCAAAUGUUGGAAAAAGUACACUUUCGAAUCAAAUUAUAGGCCAAAAGCUUUCCAUUGUAACCGACAAACCUCAAACGACAAGACAUCGUAUUCUUGGUAUAUGUUCUACACCGGAAUAUCAGAUGAUACUAUACGAUACGCCCGGUGUCAUCGAGAAGAAAAUGCAUAAGUUAGAUUCGAUGAUGAUGAAGAAUGUUCGUAGUGCUGCUAUUAAUGCAGAUUGUGUAUUGGUGGUUGUGGAUGCUUGCAAGACACCCCAAGAUAUCAAUGAAGUGUUGCAAGAAGGUGUAGGGGAGCUCAAAGAUAAGGUUCCUGUGUUGCUGGUUUUGAAUAAGAGAGAUCUCAUCAAACCUGGUGAAAUGGCAAAGAAACUUGAGUGGUAUGAGAAAUCUACUGAUGUAGAUGAAGUCAUUCCGGUGAGUGCCAAAUAUGGUCAUGGUGUUGAUGAUGUGAAGGACUGGAUACUAUCAAAACUUCCUCUUGGACCAGCAUAUUAUCCUAAGGACAUAACUAGUGAACAUCCUGAAAGAUUUUUCAUUGGUGAAAUUGUUAGAGAAAAGAUAUUUAUGCAAUUCCGCAAUGAAGUUCCAUAUGCUUGUCAGGUUAACGUAAUAAAUUACCAAACAAGACCUAACGCAAAAGACUUCAUACAAGUUGAGAUAGUCGUUGAAAAAAACACACAGAAAAUCAUUCUCAUUGGGAAGGAUGGGAAGGCCUUAAAACUACUUGCAACGGCUUCAAGGCUUGACAUUGAAGAUUUCUUGCAGAAAAAAGUGUUCUUGGAGGUUGAAGUGAAGGUGAAAGAGAAUUGGAGACAAGAUGAAGGGCUUUUGAGGUACUAUGGCUAUGGAGGCAAAAUACAAGCAUUAUAGUACUAAAGGUCUUACAGUAGUAUGAAGAUGGUAUUUUGAACCAAUUAGAGUACAGCAACAGGUACUUAUUGCAUAUAGAGGUGCAAAUUGUAUCAUAUUAGAAUGCUCCAUUGUUGUAUCAAACAUAGAAAAUUUUGAUUAUCAGGACAUAGGAAGUUGUUAGUGUUGGCAAAA